AGAAAAGAAUAAAAAUAAAAACAAAACAAAACAAAAUCAUAUAUAAGAAAUUCAAAAAUACAAAACUUUUUUUUUUUUUUUUUAAAGUUUUAUUUUGUAUUUUGUUUCUAAUAAUUUAUUGUUUUGUUGUUGUCGUUGUUGUCUUUCGAACGUGCAUUUCGCAAAAGGCAUUGCGGAUCAGCUUUUUUUUUUUUUUUUAUUAUUUUUUAUUUUUGUGUGUGCAUGCUCGGUGUGUCGGAUUAGCCAAAGUGCAAACAAAACCGUGUUAUAUAUACCUUUACAACCAAACUUCCGUGAUAUUUUAUUAGCCGGUACUAAUGGUGUUACGAAAAGGAAUUUCGCGAAGGACGAUAACUACUAACACACAGCUGUCUCAGACAUGGGAAGCGAGCACUACUGUCUCCGGUGGAAGAAUCAUCAGAACAACCUGCUGGGCGUAUUCAGUCAACUGCUCCAAGAAGAGUCCCUCGUGGACGUGACGCUCGCCUGUUCGGAAGAAGGCCGACUGAUCCGCGCCCACAAGGUCGUAUUAUCUGCGUGCAGCGCGUACUUCAAGGCACUGUUCCUGGACCACCCGACCCGGCACCCGAUCGUGGUGCUCAAAGACGUUCAGUUCUCCGAACUCCGCGACCUGGUCGAGUUUAUGUACCGGGGCGAGGUGAACGUUGACCACAGACAGCUGACCACCCUGCUGAAGACGGCCGAGAGCCUAAAGGUCAAGGGGCUGGCCGACAUGGCUCGCCCCAGCGACGGCGAUGACGACACCGUCGGCGACCGCGUCGAACUGGUGCCCGCCGACCGGGAUGACGAGCCCAUGGAACCGGAAGACCUGCGGCCGUUGAGCCGGUGCCGAACUCCGGUGCCGGCCGAGAGCCGUACCCCGUCGCCGCCACCCACCGAGAGCGACGACAACCUGUCUAUGCAAAGCGAACCCAGCGACAUGACCACCGUCUGCAGGCACGACGACCAACCGUCCCCGUCCGGUUCCGGUCUGCCGCCAGUUCAGCAAGUACCUUUGUUCUUGAAGAAAGAAGCUGACUGUGACAAGACUGACGACCGAAGCAUUCAAGGAGAAAGCUCUUCAGAAUACCGGAGUAUACCAGAUCCGGAGCGCGACAGCAGAACGACGACGACGACACCUACGCCUACGCCAACGACGCCGACACCGGCCACGACGACGACGACGACGACGGCGGCGGACGCUGUGGUCGCUUUGGCCACCACGAUACCGCCGCGGUUUUACACGUGCUUGUACUGCAACCUAACGUUCCCGCAUCAGAGCAAACUGACGCGACACAUACUGUCGCACAGCCUGGACAACAACCAGCCGGGCGGCACGUCGUUCACGGACCCGGGCGGCGGCGGCGGCGGCAUGACCGUACCGCCGCCCCUGUCGUCGUCGGCGGCGGCGCUGUCGCUGUCGCUGUUGUCCGCGUCGUCGUCGUCGACGGCGGCGUCGCUGCAACAGGCGUGUGGCAUCACCGGCGCCAUGGACGACGGCGUGGGCGGUACGCUGUGCAAGUUUUGCGGCAAAACGUUUCCGGACGUGGCCACGCUGGUCGGUCACCUGCCCGCGCACACCGGCGACCGGCCGUUCAAGUGCGAGUUCUGCGGCAAAGCGUUCAAGCUCCGACACCACAUGAAGGACCACUGUCGCGUGCACACCGGCGAACGGCCGUUCCGGUGCGCGUUGUGCGGCAAGACGUUCAGCCGGUCGACGAUACUCAAGGCGCACGAGAAGACGCACUACCCGAAGUUCACGGGCCGGCACCGGUUCGUGUCGUCGCCCAGCCCCGAAGAGGAACCCGGAGGAGGAGGAGGAGGAGGUGGAGGAAUCGGAGCGGGUGGCGGCGUCGGCGGCGGAGGGUUGGGUAAUUUUGGAGGCGGAAUGGCGCAGGCGGUCGCGACGAUCGCGUCCGCCGCCGUCAGACCGUUCGACUUGACCGUCAUCCAACAUCAUCAUCACCACAGGCACGGCAGCGGGUCGCCGCCAGCUCCGCCGCCGCCUCCGCCCACGCCACCAUGACGACAAUUGUUUCCUUAUAGAGUGUAGUGGAAACGGGGUCGAGCCGACGGCCGUUCUCUACGCUCAGAGUCAUAUUAUAUACGAUAUACUAUUAUAUAUUUUGUUACGUUGUAAUAUCCGUCAUAUAUUAUUAUUAUAUAGUUAUUAACUUAUUAUUAUUAUUAUUAUCAUUAUUACGUUGUAUUAUUCGCUGUAUAAUAUUACAUCCGAAAUAAACCGAAAACACACACACACACCGCCGCGACGAUCGAAAUGGUCAGGUUUUCGUAGGUAAUUGUUUCGAACGUAAAAAAUAUAUUUAUAUAAAACUACCCGAAUUCGAAAAAUGCCGUCCGAUUUGAAUCUAUACAUCGAAAUUGAUGUCUGGCGGCCGACGUGCUUUCGUCCUAGCGCACGCACCACGAUAGUCCUGUAGUACACCUAUAUUACGUACUGUUCACGUAUUUAUGUCGUAUACGCGAGACGCAUUUCGUAUUUCGCGUUUUCUUUAUUUUUUUUUUUACACGCUUUGUUGCGUGACGAAAAACAAAAACGAUCGCCGCCGGAACGUUUAACGGCUUUGCCUUCUCCUCUCUCUCCCGUCCAUUCACCCCCCCACUCGACCUCUCCCCUGUCGGUCUCCGUCGAAUGUUAGGAUCGUACGCGAAAACUGUUCAAAUAUUUUAGGUUAGAAUCAAUACCACGCGCCGCGCCGUCAUUCAUGCUGUAUGCCUCAUAUUAUUAUUAUACAUCGACUUGCGUUCUGUCGACGGUACGUGCGGCGUCGGAAUUGGCCUCGGUCAACAAAUCGUGGGCAAUCGUGGUAGGUAAUAAAUAUAAUAGUAUGGUAGGUACGAUAUGCGCACCGUUAAAUACCGACGGAAUAUAAAAUAUAUAUCGUGCGCAGUGAAAUCAUUGGCUGAAACGUCUUCGCGCCAGUACCUACUUACGGCGGCUUACUGUAUUUUUACCGAAUUCGGCGGCAUAUAAAUUUAAUACACGUACCUCAGGAUAACAAUAGAUCAUCUAUGGUUUUUUGUUUCGUUCGGCGUAUCCAUUAUAAUUAAUACACGUAUAUUGAUGAUUUUUUUAUCCUGGGCAUUUGCAUUACUCUUCGAUUUAUUAUCGACAUUUUCAGACGUAAAGUACGACAAAUACGCGUAAUACAUUUUAACUAAUAGUAAUUUAUCCUUUGGAUAUUAUUCUUAUCUUUACUACGUUUGGCAACAAAACUAAACAGCCCGUGAUCGCUGUUGUUAGAUUUCAAACAGACGAUUGAAUCUGUACGUGUACAGUGCACGGCUUGUACAUCCCGUCCUCCUUCGCCGCUGUGAGCAAUACCAGAUAGUUGUAAAGUUCUCAAUUAAAAAAGUUAACAAUAACAAACAAUAAUCACUGUUUUUAAAAUACAUUUGAUUUGUAUUGAAACGUUUUCAAACAAAAACCAGAUGUUCUCUUUUCACACAGAAUCGACAGAAGUUUAAAAGAGUUGGACGCAUCAUUUAUUAUUUCGCCGACACGAGGACAUUUUAUUCGUCCAUGAAUUGUAAUUAUUUUAAUACUCUCUCGGAAAAAAAACUUUUUUUUUACGUUCAAGCUAAUUACCUUUGAAAACUUUACAUUCAGCUGGACCCCUUGAGUACUUCUAACAUUAGUAACAAUUAACGGUGUGUAUAAUUGGUUAAGGGUUCAAAAAUCAAGAGCGCGUUUUUUAACAUAUUUAAUUUCGCUCAUCAUUAUUAUAAUGCUCUAGCGCCUAUUCAUAAGUCAGUAGAUUUAAUUUUCUGUGAUAUGCAUGUAUAUAAUAGAAUUUAUAUAUUUAUAUGAAUAAUUAAACAAUAUCUAAUUUUAAAUAACAGAAGUAGGCGUUAACAUGGACCAGUACAGCUUAUUAAUAUACAUCCAAAAGUACUGACAUUAAAAUUUCAAAUCUGUUUUAUUCUAAUAAUACUAGUUCCGCUAAUGAUGAUAAAAUAUGGUGUUAAUAACAUUGUUAUUGUUUAUUUUAUAUUUUAGUUAACCAACCAAAACACUACUUUACUCUCAUUUGGUUUUUUUUAUAGUUACUAUCGAGUAUUUAAUUAUACGUAGGUAUUCAAUAAAUAUAAAAUACAUUUUGAUUUAAUUCUCAGAUUUAAUUUUUAAAAUCGUUUUUCGGCGAAUUUAUUUUAAUUCGUUUGUCCAUAUUUUAAACUUUUUAAUAAUACUCAGAAUAUUAUAAAAAUCUAGUUCAUCGUUAUAAAUUCAUCAUAUUAUAUAUAUAUAUAAUUUAAGGGUAUCGCAAAUAUUAACCUCAUACAUAUUUACAUAAUUUUUCGAAGACACGUGUGCUCACAAGAGCCUGUGUGAGGAUCAAAAUAUUAUAUUUUCGAAAAACAUUUACUUUGUUAUAUUAUAUAUAAAUUAUGUACGUUUUACCAGUCAUGUCACCGUUUAUUGUUAAUUAUUGGCACUCAAUCGCAAAAUAUAUUAUAUGUCAUUUAAGCUUUUUAUUUAUUAUUUUUUUGUUAAAAUCUAUAUAACACGUGUGAUCAAAUUUU
This is a messenger RNA of Aphis gossypii (cotton aphid), 4545 nucleotides long. Its product is annotated as oocyte zinc finger protein XlCOF8.4-like. Gene Ontology annotation, biological process: regulation of transcription by RNA polymerase II. Gene Ontology annotation, cellular component: nucleus. Gene Ontology annotation, molecular function: protein binding. The coding region runs from base 380 to 2026 and encodes 548 amino acids. The transcript is spliced from 4 exons. Lineage: Eukaryota; Metazoa; Arthropoda; Insecta; Hemiptera; Aphididae. The record is from RefSeq and is a predicted model, not a curated record.